AUGUGUACUCUAGAGAAGCGCGGCGAUUUCUUCAUCCUGACACUCACCGGUGAAAACGACGACCACCGUCUCAGCCCAACCCUCAUCGCCGCCGUCCUAUCUGCUCUCCGCGAAGCCAGAUCGCAGGCCACCAGAGGCUCGGUCCUCAUCACCACCUCCCAGGGCAAAUUCUUCUCCAACGGCUUCGAUCUCGGCUGGGCGAGAUCCGCCGCAACCCCAUCCGAUGCCUUCUUGCGGCUGCACCAAAUGGUGGAAUCGUUCCGGCCGAUUGUCGCCGAGCUGAUCUCCCUCCCGAUGCCCACCGUCGCCGUCGUCCAGGGCCACGCCGCCGCCGCCGGAUUCGGCCUGGCCCUGAGCCACGAUUACGUGUUUAUGAGGAGCGACAGAGGCGUUUUGUACAUGAGCGAGGUCGAUUUGGGGCUCCCUUUCCCUGAUUACUUCUCGGUGCUGUUCAGGGCGAAGCUCGGUUCCAUCGCGGCCCGUCGCGAUGUGCUGUUGCGAGGGACGAAGGUCCGGGGAGCGGAGGCGGUGAAGCUGGGGAUCGUGGACGGAGCUUACGAUGGCGAGGAGAAGGUCAAGGGUGCUGGAAUGCAGCUGGCGGAGAAGUUGGCAUCGAGGAAGUGGAACGGCGAGAUUUACAAGGAGAUAAGGAAGAGCCUGUACCCGGAGCUUUGUGCGAUCCUGGGUUUGGAAGUUGACAAACCAGCCCUCUCGAAGCUCUGA
This is a messenger RNA of Linum tenue, 723 nucleotides long. The record is from the annotation of a GenBank genome assembly. Lineage: Eukaryota; Viridiplantae; Streptophyta; Magnoliopsida; Malpighiales; Linaceae.